CACUUUUGUGAUACACUAUGAUAUUCAUAUUGGUAUUGGUAUAAUUAUCAAUAAAUAUUCAUGUCACUUAAUUAUUUCAUCUUUAAAUGUAGAUGCCUCGAGGAAAGUCCCACCGCCGAUCCGAAGCUGCUAAGAGAAGGGUGGAAGCAGUUGGAAUUGGUCGUGUAGGGAUACCCAAUGCCUCCAGCGAUUUUGUUUCACGGCGUGGUACCGGCUGGCGUCAUUCCGUGAAGCCAUGGCCAGCGAGUGUAGUGACUAACCACUGUCACAAGCUGGUCAUCCCACGGGCGCAUCCUGAUAAGAAAUUUAUCCUUCUCAUCGGAGCGUCCCAUUUGCGGUCCUUCGUGGACGGCAUUGUUGAGAUGCCAAGUGGCUGCCUACAGUUCGGCUUUAUGUCCACCCCUGGAGCCUGCGCAGCCGACUUGCAUCUUGAGGCAAUGAAAGCCAAUGUGCCUCGGGAGCCUGACGCCGUCUGCGUCAUGGGUCCUUCAAACGACCUUACGGCCAGUCUUACACCAGAAAAGGCGGGACAGGAAUUUGAGCGGUUCCUUUUGGCCGUCGGUAGUCGUUGGCCUAAGGUCUUUUGUAUCGGCUUUGUCCCGCGUUUAACCGAGUCUAGAGAGAAACAGUUAUUCUACCAGCAAGAAUUUCACCGCAGGUCAGCAAAGCUAGGAAUUCCUUAUUAUUCCACCGCUGACCACUUUCCUCUGGACCGUCUGAGUCUGUGGUGCCGUGAUGGCAUCCACCUAAGCGAUGACCACGGGAUGCACAUCCUCAGGGAUCUGAUUUGGAAUGCUGGUUACCAGUUCCUGGAGUUGGCAGAACCAAAACCACUGGUGCAGAGUCAGGCAACUCCUGCGUACAAACCGAGGGUGGUGCCCCGUGUGGUUGUGAAGGGCGUGGGGAGUCUUCCUCGUUCUCCUCCUGCUCCACACCCUUCUGAGUGGACAAUCGUGAGAUACGGCAGGAAGAGGAAUCACUCGGGGGAAUUGGACUCUGUCUCUGAUUCACCCAAGAAAAGAGUGGUUCAUUACCAGGUCCGUUAUGCUUCCGGCUAUUCAUGAAAUUGUCAAUGUCAAUAAUCGUUACUAAUUCAAAUUUUGCUUUUAUAGAGCGAUGGAACUCCUGUGGCUUUG
Messenger RNA from Poecilia latipinna (sailfin molly), 1136 nucleotides. RefSeq lists its product as uncharacterized. The transcript has 7 exons. Bases 93 to 1064 code for a protein of 323 amino acids. The record is from RefSeq and is a predicted model, not a curated record. Lineage: Eukaryota; Metazoa; Chordata; Actinopteri; Cyprinodontiformes; Poeciliidae.